AUGGUAGCUGUGGAUGUUAUGAAGAAUGGGUUUUUGGUAAUACCUUUUGCCUUGCCGUCGUGCGAAAAGUUAUUUGAAAGCAGUGGCGCGAUGCACUACAUGUUCGUUAAGAAACACCAGACUAAGAAUGCAUCGGAAUCGAAUUGUUUAUUUUUGGUUAACCUGCCGCUCUUAGCAAGCUUAGACUCCAUUAAAUCCAGUUUUGGAAGUAUAUGCUCACAAUAUGAUACAGUGGCGCAUAUACUACAACUGUUGUACCAUGAUGAGUUUGGGUUAAAUGAAAUUCAGCUAUCUGAAUUAACCUCCGACUUGGUUAGUUUAGAUAAUGCCGAGGAGAAGCGUUAUACUCCCAGGAAUACUGCUCUGCUGCAAUUUGUAGAUGAAUCGUCGUUAAACAAUUGUUGGGAUGCAUUAAGGCGAUACUCGCAUAAAGCUAAAAGUUUGAUCCAAUGGGAAUUCCCUCAUCCAUCGGUGUCCACUUUUACAAACUUUUACAAACCUUUAGAUAUUGAAUACCUAAAGAAUGAUAUUCAUGAGCAUAUGCAACUCUUCGAGCAACGGGAGGCGCUUGCCCAAGAUGAGGUGCAAUCUACGAUUGUGGAUGAGGAUGGUUUCACGCUUGUAGUGGGGAAGAACACAAAAUCGCUCAACUCAAUACGUAGAAAACUUUUGCAUGGUAAUCCGCUAUUUAAGCAUGUUGCCAAGGCCAAGCCGCCAAAUAUGAUAACAAAAAAUGCCAAGCAAGAUUUCUAUAGAUUCCAAAUGCGUGAAAAGAAAAAGCAGGAGGUUAAUGAAUUAUUAAAGAAGUUUAAGGAAGAUCAAGAAAGGAUUAAGGUUAUGAAGGCGAAGAAGAAGUUUAAUCCGUAUACUUGA
This is a messenger RNA of Eremothecium sinecaudum, 873 nucleotides long. RefSeq names its product Rrp7p (gene RRP7). Gene Ontology annotation, biological process: rRNA processing; ribosomal small subunit assembly. Bases 1 to 873 code for a protein of 290 amino acids. The transcript has a single exon. NCBI's taxonomy places the organism in Eukaryota, Fungi, Ascomycota, Saccharomycetes, Saccharomycetales, Saccharomycetaceae. Gene Ontology annotation, cellular component: UTP-C complex; CURI complex. The record is from RefSeq and is a predicted model, not a curated record.